Molecule: messenger RNA, 3662 nt
Organism: Pterocles gutturalis (yellow-throated sandgrouse)
Lineage: Eukaryota; Metazoa; Chordata; Aves; Pterocliformes; Pteroclidae
Gene: FRMPD3
Product: FERM and PDZ domain containing 3
Exons: 2
Source: RefSeq, a predicted model, not a curated record
AUUACAGCAACACAUACAACCUCCACCGGCCUGCUGCAGCAGGGCACACGGGAAAGAAAGAGAGCGGGUUGGUGGGUGGCUCUGCCACCAGCGCCGGAGCAGCCACAGCUCCAGCUGACAGGGCUUCGGACUCGGAGCUCAUCAGCUUUUGCUACCUGCACAUGCGAGAGCAGAGGAAGGAAAGAGAGAGCAGGAUGGAUAUCAAUGAAAACCUGAUUUUUUUUGAGGAAACUCGUCCCAGGACCAAAUCUGACCCUACUUCCAAAAGCUCUGGCCAAGGCUAUAAUGGGGCAGCUAACAAGUAUGACCCGGAUGGCCUCGACCAAGACAGACAGGCGAGCAGGGCCAGAGCGCACACCAUAGAUACUCACUUGCGGAGCGACACCUUGCACUUCUGCGAGUCCUGCCAAGCCAAAAUCAAGAGCCGGCUGGCCUCAUGCAAGGGGAGCAAGCCCAGCAGCACCCGGGACAAUAUGGUGGACUUAAUGUCACUUCCCCCUCCUGGUAGUGAUGAGGAAGAAGACGAGACUACAUCCCUGCUCCCUGCCAUUGCCGCUCCUCCUCCUGGCUUCCGAGACAACAGCUCGGAUGAGGAUGACCCCAAGCGCCGGGCAGCUGCACAGAGCCAGGAGCAGGGCCGACAUCUCUGUGGCAUCCUCUAUGAUGAGAUCCCUGUCACGCUAAUAGACAACGUGCAACCACGGACAGUCCGAGACCAUGCCCAAGAGCUGGACGAUGCCCUGGUGUCCACUCUGCAGGCACUGGAAGCCCUGGCUGCUUCAGAGGAUUGUCCACAUCCCCCACCACAGCAGACAGCAGGUCUUAUUGUCCUGGCUGCCAUCACUCCUGAGUCAUCCUUGGAUUCUGGCCAUGAAACCAACUCUUCAGAGCUAACUGAUGUCUCAGAGAUGGUCUCUGCUAUGAAGCAGCAUCAGAAUGCAGCCUACUUCCUCGCUCAACACAUCAACAAAGAAAACCUCCUGGCCAGAAAGGACUUGCCUUUCCGAAUCCAGAGCUGUGCUGCCCAGGCUGUUCUCACCUCACCCUACCCCCUCACCCACCAGGAGCCAAGCCCUUCAAUGAAGCCAGCUUUCUCUCACCAAAGCGCCAACCUUAUCAGUUGCAAGAACAAACAGGAGCAGCAGCAUGCUGAGCAGAGCUACGCCUUGGCUGUCCAGCCGGUGCUGACCCCCCAGCUUAAUGAGCAGAACAGGGGGGCUCCAGUGCCAGGCUCAGAAUGCAAAGGUGCAGGCCACACAAAAGCUGCCUUUGAGGUAUCUCUGCAUGCCACAGCAGCCUCGAGCAGGGAGCAGGCACAGGAUAUACAAGAGACGAUGCCCGAAGAGGUCCAGCCAAGCUCCAAGCUCCUCCUGGAUCAAAAAAGUGGUGUAACUCCAGCCAUCAUUUCAGCUGCUCCGCAGCAAGUGGCAAAUGCAAAAGGCUUAGCUCCCCAAGUGGUAGCAGCCUCAAAAGGGGGCAAGAACAUGAAUGGUACAUCAGCCAGCAGCAAGCCUUUGAAACUUAAAGGAGGUCCACAAACUGCAGAGACAUUAUGCAACUGUCAGCAGCAGCAGCAACUCUCUCCGAAGCAGCACUGUGAAGUUUCUCCAAGUCCUAAAGUUGCUCAUGGCAGUAAGGCUGAAGCUUUCCACCUCACCUCAGCAGGUGAGGAAAUGAUGCCUGGUAAGUCUUUUGCUUCUAAAAGCUACCAGCAAAAACUGAGUAGAGAUAUUGCAGGAAAAGCGAGUGGAGAGCCAGGUCUGAAGGCAGGUGGGGAAGCCACAAGCCUCGUCUUUCAGAAACACACAGCUCCUUCAAACCAAGGACAGAAAAUGCAACAGGAAGGUUCAGCCAAAAGCUUAAAAGCUGAGAAUCUGCACUCUCCAUCACCCAGUAACACUUUCAGGAGCACCAGUGAAGAACCCAAAGGGCCAAUCCAGCUGGUGUCCAGAUCCGAGAGCCUACAGAUCAGCACCAUGCCAUCCAAAAAAGUAGAAAAAGUCUUGGAGGUGACCCAACAAGAUGCUGAUUUCCCAGCUAAACCCAAAGCUCCAAAAGCUCCCUUCAGAUUGAGGAACCUGUUCUCUGCAACAUUUCCAACCCGGCUGAAGAAGGAAACAGAUGAGCGGCAGGCCCAGCUGCAGAAGGUGAAGCAGUAUGAGCUGGAAUUCCUUGAAGAGCUGCUCAAGCCAAAGAGCAAAGGUGACCUCCCACCACAGGAGUAUCUGCACCCUCCUGCCCCUGGGCGCUGCAGCUGCCAGCUAAGGAGCAGUCCUGUGCAAAAAGUCCCAGGGAUGUCCAGGGAGCAAAGGCGCAGCUGUGACUGCAAGCGAAUUUGCAGGGGGGUGAGGCCACCCUCUAACCAGUUGGUAAUGCCAGAACUGGAGAGGCGAGAGAGGGACAAAGUUACUGAUGACCAGAAGCAGGCAGAAGCCAUUAGGUUGACAAGCGUAAGCAGCCCUUCCAAAGGCAAGCGAAUACGAUCCACAAGUUUAGAGUCCAGAGACUACCGGUCAGAUCCAGAGAACAACAUGUCCUGUUUGACAACGUGCACUUCCCGGGGGGAGUGCAUAGGUGCUCCACACUACAGGAAGCUCUUGCGUCGCUACAGUGUCAGUGAAAUAGAUAAGACUGAUAGGACAUCCCUGUCAUCUGACAUCUACCAGAACAUCUAUACAACCAAGCAGAAAGGCCCCCAGAAAGAGCCUGAGCCCAGCAUCCUUUGUCCUGUUCUGAAGAGCAAAAUCCAGGAAGCCUCUGGAUUGGGUGACUCCUCCUAUGUCCAGAUAGCACAGGAGAAAAAGAACCAGAAGGCUUCAGCAGUGUUCUCUGUCCAGGAGGAGAUGUAUCCAAAUCCUGCUGAGCUGCAGGAUGAAGACAUGGAGGAUGAGAAGUGCUGCUCCAUCCGGUACUGCUUCUACUACAGGAAAUGCGAUGUUGCAGAUGAUGGGAGCGAGAAGGAUGAGCUGUCCUAUUCCAUCCCCAUGCAGAUACUCCCAGGAAUGAAGCUGGACAAUCAGAUGGUCCCAGUCAUGAGCAGGACUCUUCAGGUGCUAGAUGCAACAGCCUGCAGCAGUCCCAAUGACAGCCAGACCCAGGAAAUAGAUUUAAGGACCUCCAGUUUUGAGGGGAGCUUGGCAAAGAUCAACACCCUUCGAGGCCAUGCCUACAGCUUUCCCAAUGGGUUUCUGCAAGUGCAGCUGGACACCAAUGAGCUCCUGACUAUCCUAAGGCAGUGUGUGGUGAGCCCUGACAUCCGGGACUGCAAACCUUACAUCUCCCAGCUGGCUGAGUACAAGCAAGAGCUCACCCUGAAAUUCAAGGAGUUUCGGGCAUCCUGCCGCCGCGUGGCAGCCGUUGACAAGAGUCCUACCCACAUGCUCUCCGCCAUCACGAGCAGCUUCCAGGUGCUAAGCAGCCUCAUCGAGACAUUUGUGAGGCUGGUGUAUGUUGUGCGCUCAGAGUCUCAGCGCCAAGAGCUGCUGACGAAGGUAGAGGAAGUGGUGAGAAACUACACCUUCCUCCUGAAGGCUGCAGAGGAGUCCACGGCCAGAACGCUGAGCCACCAGCAGACAGUGGAGCAGCUCACCCGCCAGUCAGCCACAGUUGCCACUGUCAUGAGCACGCUCACGCGCUCCCUAAAGACACUGAUCAAUAAGUAA